Molecule: messenger RNA, 2363 nt
Organism: Mercurialis annua (annual mercury)
Lineage: Eukaryota; Viridiplantae; Streptophyta; Magnoliopsida; Malpighiales; Euphorbiaceae
Product: pentatricopeptide repeat-containing protein At1g20230-like
Exons: 1
Coding region: 152-2242 (696 amino acids)
Biological process (GO): RNA modification
Molecular function (GO): zinc ion binding; protein binding; RNA binding
Source: RefSeq, a predicted model, not a curated record
AGAGGAUUGCAGAAUGCUACUCAUUGGUUAUUUUACUACCUUAGUAAUAACACAACACAUAACAGUAAUAACUCUCUUAGACCGAUAUGAGACGUAUGAAGUGAAAUAGAAGCGGGUUGUCUUCAAUGUUUGAAGAAGUGGUUCAAACUUGAUGAGUAUUAUGAAAAGCAAAUCAAACCUCAAAAAUCACAUGAUACCCACAAAUUUUCAGUCUCAUCAGAGCAUCAAACUAAUAAAGUCUUGUUUAUAUUCCGGUGACUUAAAACAUGCACGCUUCCUGUUCGAUAAAAUUCCUGACCCAGACUUGCCCACAUGGACCAUUUUAAUUUCAGGCCAUACUCAACAUGGAUUUCCUAAGAAAGCCAUAGAUAUCUACUCCACAUUGUUGUCGCGCCAUGCAAAACCUGAUAAAGUCGUGUUACUAUCAGUAGCUAAGGCUUGUGCAGCUUCUGGUAAUCUUGUCAAGGCUAAAGAGAUACAUAACCAUGCAAUUCGUUUCGGGUUUAACAAAGAUCUUUUGUUAGGUAAUGCUUUCAUUGAUAUGUAUGGGAAAUGUAAGUCUGUUGAUGGAGCUAGAUGUAUUUUUGACAAUUUGGUUGUUAAAGAUGUUGUUUCUUGGACUUGUAUGGUUUCUUGCUAUGUUAAUUGUGGCAUGUGUAGACAAGGAAUAUUAGCUUUUAGAGAGAUGGGGUUGAAUGGGAUUAGAGCUAAUUCGGUGACAGUUUCAUCGCUUUUACCUGCUUGUACAGACCUGAAGGAUGUGAAAUUGGGAAGAGAGAUUCAUGGGUUUGUUUUUAGGAAUGGAAUGGAUGGGAAUGUUUUUGCGACUAGUGCACUAAUGAACAUGUACGCUAGUUGUUCAAGACUUAAGCAAGCCAGGUUUGUGUUUAAUAGUAUGUAUCAGUGUGAUGUUGUCUCAUGCAAUGUAAUGUUAACAAUGUACUUCUCGAAUAAAGAAUGUGACAAGGGUCUCGCUUUGUUUUAUCAAAUGAGAAAGGAAGGUUUCAAGCUAAAUGAAGCUUCAUGGAAUGCUGCAAUUAGUGGUUGUAUGCAGAAUGGUAAACAUGAAUUGGCAUUGGAAAUAUUUUGUAAAAUGCAAGAUUCAGGGUUUAAACCCAAUAAGAUCACAAUCGUUAGUGCCAUACCUGCUUGCACAGAUUUGGAAAGCUUCAAGGGUGGCAAAGAGAUUCAUGGUUACGCCCUUAGGACCUGUUUUAUUGAAGACAUAACAAUAGCAACAGCUCUAGUUUUGCUGUAUGCCAAGUGCGGGGAUUUGGAAUUUUCGAGAAAAGUUUUCAAUAUGAUGCUAACAAAAGAUGUCAUUGCUUGGAACACCAUGAUCAUUGCUAGUUCGAUGCAUGGGAACGGAGGAGAGUCAUUGAUGCUUUUCCACAAAAUGUUGGCCAUCGGGGUCAAACCCAAUUCCGUUACAUUUGUAGGUGUCUUAUCGGGUUGUAGCCAUUCUCAGCUUGCUGAUGAAGGUCUUUUGAUUUUCCAUUCAAUGGGUUCCAGACAUUCAAUAACUCCGGAGGCAGAUCAUUACUCGUGCAUGGUUGAUGUACUAAGCCGUGCUGGUCGGCUAGAACAAGCCUAUGAGUUUAUCCAGAAAAUGCCUAUAGAACCAACAGCUGCUGCCUGGGGAGCGUUGCUUGGGGCUUGUAGAGUGUAUAAAAAUGUGGAUUUGGGGAGAGUAGCAGCAAGUAAGCUGUUUGAGAUCGAACCACGUAACCCUGGAAAUUAUGUGCUAUUAUCCAACAUUUUGGUUACUGCCAAACUGUGGGUUGAAGCGUCAGAAAUAAGAAAAAAGAUGCGAGACAAAGGACUUGCAAAAACACCAGGGCGUAGUUGGGUUCAAGUGAAAAAUAAGGUAUAUUCUUUUACUGUUGGAGAUAAAUGUUAUGAACAGAGUGAAAUGGUGUAUAGAUUUUUGGAGGAGAUGGGUGAGAAGAUGAGGCAAAGUGGGUAUCAGCCUGACGCUGAUUUUGCUCUACAGAAUCUAAACAAAGAGCAAAGAGAAGCAGCUCUUUGUAGCCAUAGUGAAAGGCUGGCAGUUGCCUUUGGGAUACUGAACUCGGGAGGAAAGUCGACAAUUAGAGUGUUCAAGAAUUUGAGGAUAUGUGGGGACUGUCAUAAUGCUAUCAAGUUAAUAGCCAAAAUCGUCGACAUGCCCAUCACUGUAAGAGAUUCCUUUAGAUUCCACCAUUUCAAGGACGGAUCUUGUUCUUGCCGUGAUUUUUGGUGAUCAAUCAAAUUAUUUCCGGAUACAAAUUUUAUCACUUCAAUUCAUGAGUGCAGUAAUGCCUGUUUUACCAUGUCAUAACCAACAUUCGUCCAUACAAUCAGAAAGUUGCAAUUACAUCACA